AUGGGAGGCACCGGGAAACACCAAAGCAAGCUCUCACCUCCAACACUAGAGGUGAAAACAAAGCAAGUUAGGCUUUCCUCCGUGUUCCCACUCCCACUGCUCUUAUGCCCUCUUCUCUUCCACUUCCCGGCUUGCCUUCAAACUCUCAAGUUAUCUAAAUAUGUGGACACAUGUCUACCGUUUCUCCAUCAAAGCUACUAUGCAAUCCAAAAGGAAGAGGAAGGAGUGCACAACAACGGUAGGAAUGGGAGGCAUCAGGAAAGGACCCAUGCCUAA
Triticum turgidum subsp. durum (durum wheat) is the source of this 276-nucleotide messenger RNA. NCBI's taxonomy places the organism in Eukaryota, Viridiplantae, Streptophyta, Magnoliopsida, Poales, Poaceae. The record is from the annotation of a GenBank genome assembly.